Molecule: messenger RNA, 1316 nt
Organism: Thamnophis sirtalis
Lineage: Eukaryota; Metazoa; Chordata; Lepidosauria; Squamata; Natricidae
Source: RefSeq, a predicted model, not a curated record
CCGGGAGGCAGAGUCGAGCGCCAGGAGCUGCGGUUUCCGGCUGAGGCGCGGGACCGGAAGGGAAACUAUGAGUUGGAUUCCGUUCAAGAUCGGGCAGCCUAAGAAACAGAUUGUACCCAAGACAGUUGAGAGAGAUUUUGAACGGGAAUAUGGAAAGCUUCAACAAUCUAGCCAUGUCGAAGUCUGCUGUAAAAAUCUCAUCUGAUCUCUUGGCCAAUCCUCUCUGUGAACAAGACCCUAAAUUUCUCGAAAUGGUGAUGGCGCUGGACACGGCAAUGAAAAGAAUGGAUUCUUUUAAUCAAGAGAAGGUGAAUCAAAUCCAAAGAACCGUCAUAGAGCCCCUGAAAAAGUAAGUUGUGAUGUUUCCCUAUAAGCAACAAUCUUUUGCAAUCUUUUACAAAUGAAUGUGAUUUAACAUGGGAACAAGAAACCUUUCUUUCCCUCAAGGCUUAUUGGGUGAAACCUACAGCUUGUGAAAUUCUGCAGAUCCCAACUUGUGUUUAGAAAAACAACAAACCCGGAAUUUCUAGCCUUCCUUUUAGAGAGAAUGUGCAAGCAAAAUAGUAUUAAAAAAUUAGUAGUGAGUGUAUACAUAUAUAAAAAAAUAUCAUCAGCAAACUAUUACAACUCUUUUGCUCAUUUGCUGAUAGAGUCAAACCUCUUCCAUUAUUUAUUUAUUUAGCAUGUGGCAUAUAAUGUCAAGCUUGUUGAUCAGAAAGGUCAGCGGUUCGAAUCCCUAGCGCCGCAUAACAGAGUGAGCGCCCUUUACUCUGGUAGAAAUAGCAGCAGCCGCCUUCCUGAAACUGAAAAAAAGUAAAAAUAUUCUGUUUAAAAGUGUAUUUUAGCCAGGCAUAUAUUCAUAUACGUAGGGUUUUUUUUAAAUAUUAUUGCAAGUCUGUGAGCUUCUUUUCCAUAUUUCUUUUAAAACUCAUUAGCAUUUACUUGAGCUAUAAGCCAAGCAUCUGAGGAUCUUUUUAGAGAACUUCUAUUACUACAAUCAAACGAUUGCCGAAAUCUUUAGAUUCACUUUUUUUGUAUUAAAAGGAAGUUGUGUGAGCAGAACAAAAUGACUUUAAUAAGACAGCGAGUGAGGCAAAUUGCUCAGUUAACACCUUUUGUUUCACUUGACAUUUUUUCCUGCUUCUAAAUUAAAGCAACAUAAAACUAAGGCAGUUGCAUUUAUCGCCUGUUAGGAAUGGAGCGGGAUUUGGGAGCAAGGUAGUUGAAGGUGGUCUGGAAUUUUGUAGCAUUUGUUUUUCCAUCUUCUUCCUCCUCCAAACGCUUGGUUGAAAUUGUAGACAGAUGUAGAAGCCUGC